Erythranthe guttata (spotted monkey flower) is the source of this 1852-nucleotide messenger RNA. Its product is annotated as Major facilitator superfamily protein. Gene Ontology annotation, molecular function: transmembrane transporter activity. Lineage: Eukaryota; Viridiplantae; Streptophyta; Magnoliopsida; Lamiales; Phrymaceae. The record is from RefSeq and is a predicted model, not a curated record. Gene Ontology annotation, biological process: transmembrane transport.
GACCACGGAACAGUGAAUUUGGAAGAGCAAUAUUAUAAAAAGAGGCACGUACACGCUGCCACUCUCUUGUGCUCUUCAACCAAUGUUCUUUUUUGAGCACAUUUAAACAUACAAAGAGGGUUGCACAACAUACACAACUUUCUCUCUCUCUCACUCUCAAACACACACACACACAAUAGGUAGAGAGAGAAAAUGGAGAAGGGGUUUGGGCUGAGCCACCUGUUCAUGACGGUGUUCCUCUACUGCUUCGCCAACUUCAUGGUGGUUCCGGCCAUCACCGACGUCACAAUGACCGCCCUUUGUCCCGGCAAAGAUGAAUGCUCUUUGGCCAUAUAUCUCACCGGCGCUCAACAAGCGAUAAUUGGUCUGGGAUCACUUGUGGUGAUGCCUUUGGUGGGGAAUCUCUCCGACACGUAUGGAAGAAAAGUCAUGCUCACUGUCCCCAUGACACUUUCAAUUUUUCCACUAGUGAUACUGGCUUACAGGAGGACAAAAUAUUACUUCUACGCUUACUAUGUGUUCAAAACUCUAAUUUCCAUGGCUAGUGAAGGAAGUGUUCAGUUUCUUGCUCUUGCAUAUGUGGCAGACAAUGUUCCAGAGGGCAAAAGGGCUGCAGUGUUCGGAAUCAUGUCGGGCUUUUCUUCGUCUUCGUUCGUUUUCGGCAAUUUUUCGACUCGUUUUCUCUCGACUUCCGCAACUUUUCAAGUUGCUGCUGCAAUGUCGGUUAUCGCGUUGUUUUAUAUGAGAGUGUUUCUCCCCGAAUCGAUGAUGAGUAAUACUAAUUGCACGAAGAGCACGGAAGAAACUGUUUGCCUUCUCGAGAAAGCUCCCUCGAAAAAAUGGAAUCUUUUCGAUACUCUGCCUUCGAUGGAUGAUACCAUUUGCUUGUUAAAAACUAGCCCCACAUUUUCGAAAGCAGCUGUGGUUGCAUUCUUCAUCAAUGUCGGAGAUGUUGGACUCCAUGCUUCUUUGAUGUAUUACUUGAAGGCUCAAUUUCACUUCAACAAAAAUCAAUUUGCUGAUUUGAUGAUAAUUGCUGGAAUGGCUGGAUCGAUAUCGCAGCUGAUUCUCAUGCCCAUAUUAACGCCAUUAAUGGGAGAAGAAAAGAUGCUUUCUCUAGGGCUCUUUUUCAGCUUUGCUCAUAUGAUACUUUACAGCGUCGCUUGGGCACCUUGGGUUCCUUAUGCUGCUGCAAUGAUAUCAGUUCUCGCGACUUUCGCAAUUCCAUGCCUACGAAGUAUUGCAUCCAAACAAACAGGACCUAGUGAACAAGGAAAGGCUCAAGGGUGUAUUACAGGCAUAUGUUCGUUUUCGAACAUAGUCUCCCCUCUCGCUUUUAGCCCUUUAACAGCUCUGUUUCUAUCGGAUAAUGCACCGUUUUACUACCCUGGAUUCAGCAUUAUGUGCUCCGGCUUAGCUGCUAUGGUAGCGUUUGUACAAAGCGUGAUGAUAAGGCCUCCUCCGCCUCCCGCCAAAGAUAGCAGUUGUAGUAGUACCGUAGAGCCGCUCGUUUGAAUUAAACUUGUUUCUGCUCUAAAUUAUAGCCCCAAUGUUAAUAUUAUUAUCGCCGAUCAAUUAAAAACCUCGGAUAUAGCUAAAGAUCAAGCAGAAGUCUAGAUUUUAUCGAAGGUAACCUAUAGUUUAAAUUUCAAUCUUCUGUUUUUUUUUUUUUUUGCCAUCUCUUUGGAGUAAUCUUUGGAUUAUUGUCAAGAAAUGGUUGUUAGGAAAUGUGUAAAGCAGUGGAAAUGGAAGAAAUUGAUGAUUGUAUUGUAAAUAAGAAUAGUGGGGGGUUACAAUUGUAAUUUGUAAAUUUAUUCUUAUAAUCAAAUUAAUAUGUCUCGUAGGAAAAAAA